Messenger RNA from Phoenix dactylifera (date palm), 2280 nucleotides. Its product is annotated as CDT1-like protein a, chloroplastic. NCBI's taxonomy places the organism in Eukaryota, Viridiplantae, Streptophyta, Magnoliopsida, Arecales, Arecaceae. The record is from RefSeq and is a predicted model, not a curated record. Gene Ontology annotation, molecular function: DNA polymerase binding; DNA binding. Gene Ontology annotation, biological process: DNA replication checkpoint signaling; regulation of DNA-templated DNA replication initiation; mitotic cell cycle. Gene Ontology annotation, cellular component: nucleus.
GUUCGCACUCUUCGCUGUCCCAAACCCUUCGAGGAGAGCACACCCAUUUCUCCCCUCAACGCCCAAAUCUGGUACCCUUCUCGAUCCGCACCUCCUCCGGUCACGCCCCCUAUUCCCGAUCUCCAAAGAAGCCCCGACGCCGUCUUCUACGAUCCAGCUCUCCCUCCCAUUCGAUUUUGGACCUCCGAUUCUCUAACCCUAAACCCUAAUUCUCUGCAAGAAUCCAGUUUCGCAGCUUAUGGAGGAUAACAAUUGCGAGAAGCAAACUCCUAUUCAAUUCAAGUGUAAAAAGAUACUUCCUGGAGUAAGCUCAAAUGAGUCGAGUUCUGCAGCUAUACAGAUUGUGAAUGCCGACAAGAAUGAAGAUCAUGUCAGUAUCUUUGCAUCUCCAACACCUGAGAAACCUGAAUGGGGUAGCAAGUCAGAAGUCAUUACUUCUUUUGCUAGGAAAAAACUUGUUGGGAGUUUCCAGGAUGAAGAUGUCAUUGGUCAAUCAGCUGUCAGUCAUGAAAGCACUCGCUUGAUCAGUGAUGAAGAUUCAUUGGUUUCAAAUUUCUCUGAACACAGCACUCAUGUGCUCAGCACAUUGCUCAAAGAUAAAUCAGUUGAACUUCCAGACAAAUAUAAGGCUUUGGUCGACCUUUUUAAUCGAAUGGAGAGUUCUAUAAGGUUGCUUCACCUACGGAAGAAACUACCAACUUUCCAGAACAUUCGGACUCAGGUGGAGGUAUUAACAAAAAGGAAAUUCUUCUGCAGGCAUCUUGCGCAAAUGAAAUAUGUGUUUCCUGAAGCCAUUCAGAUAGAGAAGAUACUAAUACAUGAUGAGAAAAGUUUAUGUAUGAAUCCAGAUAUGAAGAUUACUCUGUUAUUGGAUGUUGUAGAAUGUACACAUCCUGAACAGUCCAUAUCGAAGGCUUUAUGCCAAGCUUUUCAUGAAAGACUGUUAGAUUUCUUCAAUACACAUCCUGAGGGUACUGAAAUCCCAGAAGCCAUGCUACCAGAGCCAUUCAAUCCUACUACAAACCCUAGUUUAUUUCUUAAAAGGUUGUCUGAUGAAUCAUCCAGUGAAUUACCACGAACAACUUUAGUUGACCUGGAGCCAUUAUCAAGUGCUUCUCAUUUUCCUUCAUCUUUCCAACGGCAGUUUUCCCAGAAAGUUAUUAUGCCAGAAACACAAAGAAGUCAACUACUUUCUGCCACAGAAUCAAUGGAAUCUAUAAGCAGUGACGAUAAAGCAAGAGGAAACAGGGGGAGUCCUCAGAAACAGGAGAGAUCUUCUUCUGUUUUAACUCUCAAGGCUUCUGCGGAAGGGAUCUCAACUCCAAAUCGCUAUAUGGUUUCUCAUCAUUCUGAGAGCACUCCAGCAAAAGCUAACUCAAGCUUAGAUAAUGUGAUGACAGAAACUCCAGCACAGCAGACGCCUAAAAGACCAAUGCCCACGCCACAUGACAAGAUGCUUAUUGGGAUUGAAAAAACAGCUUCUGAAUUUAGGUUCACCAGUUCAGCUCGUAGGUCAUUGAUCUACUCACCUUCAAAAACUGAAGGAAGUAUGAUAACUCCAGUUGUCUCUAUGGCUGAACAGAACAAAACCAUGCAAUAUUCUUCCCAUCAAGCUGGAAAAGAAAUUAGUGAAUCCCUUAUCAACCCAUGUGUGGUACAUGAUGUUGGACCUAGCACUAUUGAAGAUCAUGAGGUGAAUCAAAUGGGAAGAAGGAAGCGCCAAGAAAUGCUAGCUUGUUUACCAGAUAUAUUUGACACAAUUUGUAUCAUUUCUCGAUCCACCGACUGUUCUUUAAUCACGAAACAGGAGCUUGUGCACAAGAUACUCUCUAAUAAUUUAGAGAUCGAGGAGACAAGAGAAGUGGAAGAGCAGUUGGAAUUAUUAGAAGAGCUGGUUCCAGAUUGGAUUCGUAAGAAGGCUGUAUAUAGUGGGGAUUUUCUUUAUUGUAUUAAACAAACAUCUGAUCCAAAAUCAGUCCGUGCAAGGCUGGUUGAAGCCGUGUGAGAUUAUUUAUCACAGAUAUGGUAUUUAGUUCCAUACCGUGAUUCAUCGAACCUUGAGAUAUUGAGGGAACGACUUCCUGUUUGUAUUAAUUUCUCAACUGUUAAUCUGCUGUUAUUGGUACGUAAUUUGUUCUUCCAAGCUCUUUCUGAACGGGCAUUUUUUUUUAGUGGAUGAUAUUUUAAAUCUUACGUGGUAAUGAGUAAAUGAACAUACAUGUCUUUUCUCUGUUGUUUAUACCAUUAUGGAAGUAGUAAUGUGAUGUUAAUUUUAUGUUC